CGGUCCUCCUAUUGACUACCUCUGGUUUACUGUGUGUCAAUUUUUUAGAUGAAGUCUUUAAAGCAAAGGUCCUGUCUGAUGUGCAUUGACAUGAAGGGCUACUCUUUCCAUAUGCAGAAAAUUUGAGUGCUAUUGCUUGCUGUUCCUCAGCGCCCCCAUCUUGCCCAGUGAGGGAAAGUGUAGUACAGGGAUUCGAUCUGUAAAAUGCAAAGAGAAAGUUAUGGAUGCUUUUCUAAAAAUCUUUCAGGUGACAGCAUGUUUUGGAAAUAUUCCCGAAGGCUGCUCACUAAGCCUUUAGCGGGAGAUACAUAUUCAUCCUUGGAGUUUGCUCUGUCAGCCUGUAUUUUAAAAGCAGAUUGCUCUGGAGUCACCUACUGGGGAAAGCGUUACAUACCAGUCACUGGUAAAGAACUGAUCUUCAGCAAAAACAGACAGGACGCUGUGUACCUGAGGAGUGCUUGCAGCAAAGGACAUUAUGGUGCCUAUUGUCAAAAGAAAUGCCCCACCUGUCUCAAUCAUACCGUGUGCAAUAGACUCACAGGGCUGUGUGAUGGUACAGUGACAUGUCAAGAAAGGAAGAAAUUAGAACUCUGUGAAUACCGCCUUACAAGCAAGUUCUGUUUUGCCUCUUGGAAGUACUGGAAUGGAAAUUGUUACUAUGUUCCUCCAUAUGGGGUACUGAAUAAGAGCGAAGCAGAGUUCAUGUGCAGUCGGUUCCAAGGGGCACAACUGAUAAAAUUAAACAACACAGAAGAACAGAGAUGGAUAGCUAAAGUCAUCACUAGAAAAAGCUGGCUUGGCAGCCUGAGCUAUAAACUCCAGUCAAACUCCUGGAUCAUGCCUGAUGGAGAUAGAGCAGCGCCUCGUUGCAUUGUUGAAUAUUUUGAUCAGAGUGGACUGAAAGUUCUGUGCAAAUUGCAGCUGUGGUCUAAGGUGCCAGCUGCUUUUGGAAAAGGAAAUCCUUCAUAUUGA
Chrysemys picta bellii (western painted turtle) is the source of this 972-nucleotide messenger RNA. The record is from RefSeq and is a predicted model, not a curated record. Lineage: Eukaryota; Metazoa; Chordata; Testudines; Emydidae.